AUGUUAGUCCAGAAGAUAUGGGCACUUAGCUUCCGCAGAAAUGGCCGAACAAAAUACGCAUACGAGAUGCUUCAUCUAAUUCAUAAUUUAAACCACGUUUGGCCAGAGGAAAUCCGAAAUAUUGUUUUGAAAAACUGGUUGGUGAAUCCAUCCGGUCUGCCAAACCGCAAUAUUGAGAUGGACCUCGCACAAGAGCACCUCAAUUUCAAGAUCAAAAUUUCCUAUAAAGCUCGGGGGUCAAACGCAUCAUGGGAAUGGCUCGAAACCAUUUCACCCUGUGUUGUCGUACUUGGUGAUCUGCAGAAGACCUUGAACGACACUCUUGGAGGCGACCAGGGCACAAAACAUGCACCACCAGAUCUUAAAGAUGAUAUUGAAAGUCUGAUGAGCAGCCUCGACGAGCAUAAAGUAUAUCAAAUCCAAAAAGGGCGAAUGGUAAAGGAAGAAGAAGUUGUAAAAGACGUUGUGGGAGUGGGGUUACAAAACCUAACGGCGGGUGAAAAGAAUCCGUUAAAUGAGUAUAAUGCGGCCUUCAAAAGGCUUCAAAGACGGCGGAAGAUGAAACCAGUAUCACUCGCUGCUCUCGAAGGACACUCUGAACAGGCCGCCACAGCACAUAUCCCAACACAGCCUCCACCCGCAUCCCCAGUUACAUCUCCAAUUCCUUUAAUUCCAGCUGCUGAGGGGGACGAGGAAGAAUUCGAGGAAGGGCCAGCCUCAAACGAAACAAGCGAGAUUGACAAAAUUCUUGAAGACAUUGAGAACGGCGUGGCAGAUGAAACCUUACCGCGGUUGACUGAGGAUGAUGUGGUGCUUGAUAUGGACGAGAUUAUGGUUGAAGAUGAAGAAUUUGUCGAUACAGAUGAGUCGGAUAGUGACGAGGGUGAAGACGAUGUUGGCUGGAUGGACGACGAGGAACGGGAGUGA
Messenger RNA from Laccaria bicolor S238N-H82, 927 nucleotides. RefSeq lists its product as uncharacterized. The record is from RefSeq and is a predicted model, not a curated record. Lineage: Eukaryota; Fungi; Basidiomycota; Agaricomycetes; Agaricales; Hydnangiaceae. The transcript is spliced from 3 exons. Bases 1 to 927 code for a protein of 308 amino acids.